AUGCCUCGUCAUCUCCAACAACCACAUCUCCGCAACAACCACCACAACCGGACAGAACCAACAACUUCAGAACCACGUCCUCGCUCAGGACUAGGACUAGUCCAAGCGACAACCACGUCGCAGUUCCAGACCCCUCCCUCCCGAAACAUAAACAUAAACAUUCCCCAGUUACAUCCGUCGUCCGGAGCGUUGGAGACCGCGGACACGAUGCAUCCUGCUGCUGCUGCGCAAGCGGCAAUCUUCUCGCUCUUUGGACGGGGCGUGUCGGGACGACAGCGUGCACCGGUCACGGAUAUUCAUCCGGCCGAGGAGGACGAGGAGGGAUUAUAUGAAGAGGCGGAGGAAGAGAUAGAAAUAGAAGAUGAGGAUGAGGGGGAUGAGGAUGAUGAGGAAGAUAGUCAGUACGGGGAGAUAGAUGAACGAGGAUACGCGCACCAUCGACGACGAAGAAGACGGGAACGAGAACAUGUUCCUCUUGAUGCGGAGGCGAAUGAGAUUGAUAUCGAUAUCUCCGGGGAUGAUAUGGAUGGAUUAGGAGAGGAUGAUUUAGAGGAUGAUUUAGAAGAGGAUGAGAUGAUGCAGGAUCAAGAUCGUUCCCCCUCCCCAUUACCCACCAACCUACGUGAAAUUUCCUCCCUCGCAUCAUGGACAGUCUCAACGCACAAACCAGGCUGCGGCGUCGCGGCACUACGACAUCCUUCGCCGACGCAGUACUGGCAAUCGGACGGGCCACAACCGCACACGCUCACACUGCACUUCUUUAAGCUGGUCGCGGUGGUCAAAAUCCGCGUGUACCUGGACUGCGAGAUGGAUGAGAGCUAUACGCCGACGAAGAUGACGUUUCUGGCGGGGAUGGGCGGGAAUGAUCUGGUGGAGUUCGCCGUCUGGGAGGGCGAGGGACCAUGCGGAUGGGUCGAUGUGUCGCUGGAGGGUGUGGGCGGACGAGACGGUGGAUGGGUGUGCAAGAGACGAAAGAGACGCGUGCGGAAGGGCGAGAAAUCGAGGUCGAUGCGGUAUGCGACGAGUGGGUGUGAAGAAGAUAAGGAGGAAGAUGGGGAGGAGGAUGGCGAUGAGAUCCCGGCCGACGAUGACGACGACGAUGAUGAUGAGGAUGACCCAUACGCGGGCAAUGUGCUCAAGGCGAUGGUGAUCCAGAUGCGGGUAAUUGAGAACCACCAGAACGGGAAGGACACGCACGUCCGCGGAUUCCAGGUGUUUGCGCGCGACGAUGAGCGUCGACGUAUGGGCAAUGCGCCGUCGGCCUCGGCGGAUAGUCGGGUUCGCAGACACAGUGCACGCAAGUCCCUGCGUGGCGGCGCCAACGAUGACGGGACGGAGGGCCACGAGGCGGCGGGCGAUCUGGAUCGGGGCAAGGUGGUCGGGUUAGAAGCACCGGAUUGGAUGGGGGAACCGGUGAUUCGAUAA
Molecule: messenger RNA, 1425 nt
Organism: Aspergillus tanneri
Lineage: Eukaryota; Fungi; Ascomycota; Eurotiomycetes; Eurotiales; Aspergillaceae
Gene: DOC1
Product: anaphase promoting complex subunit DOC1
Exons: 2
Coding region: 1-1425 (474 amino acids)
Biological process (GO): protein K11-linked ubiquitination; anaphase-promoting complex-dependent catabolic process
Cellular component (GO): anaphase-promoting complex
Source: RefSeq, a predicted model, not a curated record